Messenger RNA from Equus caballus (horse), 3536 nucleotides. The record is from RefSeq and is a predicted model, not a curated record. NCBI's taxonomy places the organism in Eukaryota, Metazoa, Chordata, Mammalia, Perissodactyla, Equidae.
GAAGGAAAAAAUAAAAUCUUAAAAAAAAAAUUAUGUACUCAUUAGAGCUUGAAAGAUAGUGUAAAAUAUUUCCAAAGAGGUAAGAAAUAGGUGAAUUUCCAGAAAAGAGAAAAUAUUCUAGUAUUACAUUGAAUGUGUUAAAAAUCCUUGUUUCCCUUUUUUUCUCCCCGGAGGGUGUGUAGUAAUAUUCUGAGAUUUGUUCUUUUCUUUGGGUUAAGGUGUUCACAAAUGGAAUUCCAGGGUUUAGACUUGAACAGCAGAAGUGUUAAGUAUGAUUACUUGUUUAUAAAACAAUUUCUUGCCAUGGAAAUCAUAAUUAAUAUCAUUAUUUUCUGGAAGUAUUAAAUUCAUGUGGGUUUUUUCGUUAAAGGAGAAAAAUGCCUUACAAUGUUUUUUUGCUCCUUUCCACACAAACAGUGGGUUUGUGUGAAGUUGCUGGAUUGUUCAAACACUGGGUUGUGUCAUUUACAAGAUCACUGUGGUCCGAAGCCAUGUGGCCCAGAGCAGAAGCCUGGGGGAUGCAGACGGACUGGAAGAGCGCCGGGACCCGCCGACACCGGGCUGUCACACCCGCGCCGGCCUCCAGCGCACGCCGCCCCGCCCGGUCCGCCAGAGGGCCCGGCUCCGCCCCCGGUCCCGCGGCCGGGCCACGCCAGGGGAGUCGCCGGCGGCCGAGGGACGAGACGAGCACAGCGUCCGGGGUCGGCCCGCGCCUGUGAAACCCUCACCUGCGUCCACCCUCCCGCUCUGCCCGCGACUGAGCGCGCCGUCGCCCUGACGGUCCUGCAGCGCGACGCGCCGGGCCGCCGCCGGGCGGAUCCGACGGAACAAAGAUGCGGGACCGGCAGUGCGCCGGAAGUGCGCUGGUCGCCAUCUUGGCGUACGGCCGGGCGCAGCGCCGAGAACACGCCGGCGCUCUCUGCUCCCGGGCGGCCUGAGUCGUUCGCUCCGAGGGCUGCAGCAGACCGUCGGGGCAGCGGAAGCAAACCCACGGGCAGGCUCCUCAGCUUGCUUUUUGCCCAUGGCCACGGGCGAGGCCAUCUUGCUUUACGGACCGAUUUGGUGCGCCACGACCCUGCACCGAGCCGCGGGCACCCGAGCCCAUCUGCGCUGCUGCGACGCCCAGGCUACGCCCCACUGGGUGCCGGGGACUUGGUGAGUGCCGAAGUCCGAGGGUUGACCCGGCGGGCGGGCGCCGCGGGGACCAGCUCCCACGUCCCGCAGCCGUGUCGCCGUGUGUCCUCCCUUCGGGGCGGUCCCGCUCGGGGCUUGGGGCGGCGAUGCGAGUGGCGGAGCUUGGUGGCUGUGCGACAGCUCGAGGCCGGAGAUCGUGAUCCGCCGCCGGCCGCAAAGUCCUCCCACCGGCCGGGCAAGGGGGAGAAGUCGCCGUCUCCAUCCACAGGUUCCCCCUCAAAGACUCAAAAUGUCUGAUCCAGUGGUUAAAAGCUGUUCAGAGGGGUAAUUGCACCCCCACUAAGUAUUCUUGCCUCUGUAGUGAACAUUUCACCGGAAACAGCUUCUUCAAAAGGCUUAGGGUCAGUCCUGCAUGCUGAAACCACAGCCCUGCCCUUCGUCUUUAACCUGACUGGGAAGAUGGGGCCUGGAAGCCAUGGCCACCCCAAGAGAAAGGACACCAGGAAGGCCGCGGGGGGCCCGAGGGAACAUGCGAGUGAAGCAGACAAGAAAGGAGCUGCAGGUUCACUGUCGUCCUUGAGUGAAAACCUGAGGGCUGGCCGAGCCUGAGUCCUGCAGGUUGAAGGAGCCGCUCUGCAGGGGGAAACUGCACCCGGGGCUGCCUAGGAAGCCCACCCGUCAGGAGUGGGCGUGCAGGCUCUGGAAGGAACUCCAGGAGACGGUGUGGCCGCCACAGCAUCAGGCAGCCUGGCAGAAGCAAACACGUCUGCUGUAGAUGCUGGCGAUGAGACCCACUUCUCCCGCUGGGGGCCUGCUAGGUAGAAGUGGCAUUUCCGUGGGGGACUUUACCCCCAGGAUUGGGGCGUGCAGAUUUAUUGGGUCAUUUCAUUCUCAGAGAUUCUCCCCUAAGCACACUCGAGAGGGGCCAUCUGUUCACUGAGAGCCUGUCUAGCAAAGGACCUGCAGGGAGACGUGAAGCCCGGCUGCAGCAGGACCAGCCUGGGCCCAACAAGGGCUUGGUCUGGAGCCCCCAAGUUCUCAUUCACGGCGAUGCCUCAGAAGCUGUCCCAGAGCCCCUCUGCCCCUCCAACAGGUGUCACCCCAAAGCCAGCCGUGGAAGCUGUGAGAGUGAGCACAGUGACACCAGCCACACGUCCCUCAACAGGGUCAUCCCGUCAGCAUCAGGGGCCCGAGGACUCCUCGACCUGCUGCUUCACCUCCCGGCAGAACAAGAGCAGGGGUGCUGCCUGCAGGAGCAGGUAGAGAAGAAUGGCGAGCUGGAGACCCUGCAGCAGAGGGGCAGCCGUCCCGACAGCCAGUGGGUGUCUUUCAGCUUUCAGGAACAACCAUUUCAGCCUCUCUUCCUGUAAGUGCUCAGAGGGGACCAGUUCCUGUGUCCUACAUCCCAGCUCGUCACCUUCCGCUCCCCAGCUCAAGACGGUCUGAUCUUAGUUCUGUGUUCUUACUUUCCCCAUCAGGCAACUAUGAUUAGAUGAGUGGAAUCUUACACCAGUCCAUGGGGAAUUGCCUGACGAGCACUGGGUAUGUCAUCUGCCUGAGAGAGCCCUGCCAUCCCCUAAAGGAAGGUAACCUUGCAAUAACCAACCUGCUUUCUUGUCCAGUGUAACUUCCUUGCUCCUGCUCCCUUCUGCCUAUAAAAGUCUUUCAUUUGUACAGCUCCUUGGAGCUCCUUUCUCUCUGCUAGAUUGGAUGCUGCCCGAUUCAUGAAUUGUUGAAUAAAGCCAAUAUGAUAUUUCAAAUCUACGCUGUUGAAUUUUGGUUUGUAACAGUUUGGUGGCAACAGUGGGAUCCGAAGGAGACUUCCAAUGGCUUCGGGGAUGAGAAACAAGGCAUUGGUACCCAUAAGACCUUUGAGUUCUCCUUCGUUUUUGCUGUUUCCAAAAACUGUGGGUUGUUCCUCUUGAAUACAAGAUCCACUGUGUUUGUGUUGAGCUCCCGAUCUAAGUGGUUUUCCAGACCAGGGUUAAGUGGUCAGUCUAGACUCACAGGAUGCUGUAACAGAGCAUGAGUCUUAGCUCUUGGUUACUCCGCAGGCUUAGCAGGUCAGCUUGAGCUGGUACAUGGUUCUACCAGGAGCCUGAGUCCCUGGCCCUUGGUUAGUCCACAGUCCCCAUGUGGUAGGAUUUGCUGGUUCAGUCUGUUGUUCUUGUCAGUGGAGAUGAGUGGAAGAAACGUGUGCUCCAUCCACACCCAGUCCUUGAAAACUUCCCACAUGCGUUUUACAUGCAUUCCCCUCUGUUGACUAUCGAUGAGUUCUGAGGAAAUGGUGAAGGCAGCGUGUGGAGGAAUGGUAGGUUUCUGCAUGACUGCAUGGAAGAGUGCCGCCCCCUCAAUCUGAACAACCAGCCGGCACUUCUAGAAAUGAAAGACAUCCCAUCACC